Rosa chinensis is the source of this 2457-nucleotide messenger RNA. Its product is annotated as cyclic nucleotide-gated ion channel 1. The record is from RefSeq and is a predicted model, not a curated record. The coding region runs from base 487 to 2334 and encodes 615 amino acids. Lineage: Eukaryota; Viridiplantae; Streptophyta; Magnoliopsida; Rosales; Rosaceae. The transcript has 7 exons.
ACCCCAGUAAUGGACCGUCAUGCUUUUCUCAAACCCAUAAACACGGAGCUGACGGAAGAGAACUUGACAUCUGUCCCUUUGUCUCAAAUCGAAGAAGAGAACAAAGAUUCUGAGAAAAAGACAAGAAGAAGGUUCUCAUCCAUUUGAUGCAAUUUAAUAAUGAUUUUCAAUAUUCCUCAUUAGUUGACUUAGAGUCAGCACAACAGAUCCAGAAGAUAAAGAUCUGAGCAAACCAGUGUGCUACAGCUGGCCCCUUUCAGAAGAAGAUCAAUCAAAUUGAUUUAAGAAGAUCAAGGCAAUGUACCUGAUAGAUUCGAGUUGUGAAGAGCAGUUGCAAGGCAGCAAGUUUGGAUCAAACGAGGUGAGUCAUAGCAAAACCCCAACAGGGUUAACCUACCUCUUACUGAUCCUCUGCAGUUGUAACUCUGAGAAUCUUGUUUGGCUAGUAACUUUUUGGGAUACAAAGAGGAGGAAAACCACAUCGAAAUGAGCGCUCACCCAGGUCGCGCUGUUGAAGAUGCCAACGUGCCAGCCGGAAAAGUAAAUGAAACAGAGAAGAAAUGGGAAACAAUGCUGCCUUCAGUUUCAUUUUGGAAUAACAUAUCUGGGCUUGCAUGCAUGAUUGCUGUCUCAAUGGAUCCUUUGUUCUUUUACAUUGCAUUCCUUGAUAAAAUUAACUUGUGCCUCGGAAUGGAGGAAGGGCUGAGGUCCGCAGUCCUCAUUACACGAUCACUCACAGAUUUCACGUUCCUAUUUCAUAUUGUAUAUCAAAUUUGUGAAGCUGUGAAAGCAGUGCCCUCUGUGUCCAGGCCCAAGCCGGUACAGAGAGGCAACUCAAAACUCUUCAAGUGGUUUGGAUACGCUAAGGCAAUAGCUAAGAAGUUGUCAUGGAGCUCUUUCCUAACUGACAUUUUCGCUAUUAUUCCAAUUCCACACGUGCUAAUAUUAGCUCUGUUUUAUGCUCCCAAUCAUGGAUUUUCACAGAACAAAAUGACUUUGAAUUACAUGCUUCUCGCGCAAUAUGUUCCAAGGAUGUACCGGAUCUUCAUCUCGUCUAGGCUGUUUAGAAAAAAUAGUAGUGUGUGGCUCAAAGCUGCAUUCUAUUUUUUCAUGUACAUCCUCUCAAGUCAUAUAAUUGGAGGAUUUUGGUACUUCAGUUGUGUUCAAAUGGAAGCACUAUGCUGGUACCAGGCCCUCAGAGGACGUACCAGUUUCAAAUGUGGUGACCCUCCUCUAUCUGCUUACAAACAUGAGAUCAUUCGUACAAUGUGCAGUGGGACGAAGGAGAUAUUUGAUUUUGGAUCAUUCCUGGAUACAAUCAAAGACGGCUUCACAGGACCUAUAAAAUUCCGCAAAAAGUUAUUUUACUUUAUUUGGUGGGGACUCAAAAAUCUGAGUAACUAUGGUACAAACAUCAAUACAAGUGAAUACAUGUGGGAAAAUUGCUUUGCAAUUCUUGUUUCUUCUAUUGGCUUGGUACUAUUUGCUCUUCUUAUUGGUAAUAUGCAGCAAUGUAUGCGGUCCUCGGAGGAAAAGGAAGCGGCAAUUGAUAAGGUUCAAAUGAAAGAGCAAGAACUACACGAUUGGAUGAAGAAAUAUGAUCUCCAUAAAAAGUUGGGCAAAGACGCUGAGAAGUUGAGGAUAGAGAUCAUGACAAAGAUCACAAAAAACUUGAAAGACGACAAAAAUGCUCAAGUACAAAACCUGUUCUCUCUUCUUCCCUGGAAUACAAUAGAAGAUCUCAAGCUUGCUGUCUGCAUGGAUAUGCUACAGAAAGUACGAAGUCUCGAAAAUAUGGAUGAAACAGGAUUGAAACAGAUCUGCCACCAUCUCAAGCCAGUGACCUAUACCAAGACAACAUUACCUUUUCAAAUGGGAAAACGACUUGAUCGCAUGCUCUUUAUCAUGGAAGGUAUUAUGUUGACCUACCCGAUUAGUACUACUACUACUACAGCUGAUCAUCAAGUUGGAAGAGUAAACCCCCCAUUAAAAAUCCGCGGGUUGCUUGAGAAGGGUGAUGUUUAUGGAGAACAACUUCUGAGUUGGGCAUCACCACGCGAUUUGUCCUCUGUCUCUGAUGCAGACCUUCCUAUCUUGACUGAAAAUGUAGAAUGUCUUUUGGAAGUAGAAGGCUUUGUUCUCUCUGCCCAAGACUUGAAAAAUGUAGUCUCCGGGUCCAAGUUACAUGGCAACAGUUCCAGCCUGUUGGUGGAGGGGGAACGUCAUAGCCCAAAAGGAACAUCAAGGCGUCUUCAUCACCGCAUUAAAUCUAUUCCACGGCCAGGCAUAGAGGGCGGGGAUGAGAAAACAGAUAUUCAAGAUUCAAACAACUAAAUGUCCCAUAUUGUGUCAUUGUGUGGGAGAUUGGUUCUGAUGAGAAACUAGUGGUUUUCUGUUAGGUUUUUCAUUCAGUUCAAAUAAGCCCUAUUAACUGUUGUGCGUGUUUAAUGUUUUGAC